AUGGACAUAUUUUCUGCGAUGGGCAUUGUUGGAUUCGGCAAGGCUGCCAAAAAGCGAGAGCUUGAUCCCAACAGGUUCGACAAAACGAAGCGUGAGGAGCUAGUGCAGCCCAAAGUGGAGGCGAAAUCCUUGAUCCCUGUUUCAGGGCCUUCCACAGUAUCUAUCCGGGCACAAUAUCAAUCUGACGAAGACUCGGACGACCCCGGGCCUUCCCUUCCGCAACCAGGCCUUUUCAAACAGGAUACUGAUGGCGUAGGUGAUGAAGACAACGAAGAUGAUGAUGCUGUCUCUACUGACGACGAGCCUGAAUACGACCCCAGCGCUCCCUCGCUAUCGGCCCCCGAUUUUCCGAUCACCCACGAGGCAACGCUCAAAGAGCACACCAAGGUGAUUUCCGCGCUUACAGUGGAUCCGAGCGGUGCACGUGUUUUGAGUGGCUCGCAUGACUAUGAUUGUAAGUUGUGGGAUUUUGGUGGAAUGACGACGCAAACGAGGUCCUUCAAGACGUGGGAGCCUGCGGGCAGUUACUAUGUUAAUGAUCUCAAGUACUCUAACGAUGGCCAGCAGUUCCUCGUAAUUUCAGGGACAAUUCAGGCUAAGCUGUUUGAUCGGGAGGGCGAGGAGAAAGCAACGUUCGUCAAGGGUGAUAUGUAUAUCAGAGACAUGAAGCACACUGCUGGACACGUCGGGGAACUUUCAAGCUGCAUGUGGCAUCCGAAGGACAAGCAGUAUUUUAUCACUAGUUCGGCAGACUCGACCAUUAGAAUAUGGGAUGUCGAGAACAAACGAAAGCAGAAAUCUGUUAUUGUUGUCAAAUCAAAAGAACGUGGUGCACGGACCAAAGUGACGACGUGCGCUUACUCUACCGACGGAACGCUGAUUGGAGGCGCCUGUCUGGAUGGCGCACUGCAUAUGUGGCAGGCAUCAUCAAAUUUUGUGAGACCAAACAUGACGAUCGAGGGCGCACACACGAAAGGCACAGAUGUUGGAUCUCUGGUUUUUUCCGUUGAUGGGAGAACAGUGCUGACGAGAGGAGGGGACGACACCGUUAAGCUGUGGGAUUUACGAGCCUUUAAACGACCGCUCGCGUCACAUUCGGGGGCUACUACAUUGUAUCCUGGCACUAAUGCUACGUUCAGCCCUGAUGAAAAGCAUAUCCUAACAGGCACCGGAGCCCCCUCAAAGGGAGGACGAGGUAAAUUGACGUUACUCAGCCGAGAGAAUCUCAGUGUCGUAAAGGAGAUCGACAUGGACACGACACCUGUCAAAGUGGUCUGGCACUCCAAGAUAAAUCAAAUUAUUACAGGUCUUGCGAACGGUACCAUUUCAGUGCUGUAUUCGCCGAAGACAUCGUUGAAUGGUGCAAAACUGUUGCUAUCAAAGGGAGCCCCAAAAAGACCGACGAUCGAGGACUUGUCGGACGCACUCGCUGCACCAACGAUCUUGACGCCACAUGCCUUGCCAAUGUUCAAAGAUGGGGAGGGAUUAGUGAAGGGAAUGAAGAGGAAGCGGGAAAAGGACCGGAUGGACCCGAGGAAGAGCAGGAGGCCGGAGUUACCGGUUACAGGACCGGGUCGGGGAGGACGAGUCGGUGCGAGCGCGACGCAGCACGUUGUGCAGAACUUGGUGCGGGAUACAACACGCGACGAAGAUCCACGGGAGGCAUUACUCAAGUAUGCGAAGAUGGCAGACGAAGACCCCCAAUGGACUUCAGCAUGGCGACAAAACCAGCCCAAACCCGUGUUUGCGAACGUCUCAGAGGACGAGGAGGAAGAGGAGGAAGGAUGA
Messenger RNA from Suillus fuscotomentosus, 1788 nucleotides. RefSeq names its product transcription factor. The transcript is spliced from 10 exons. Gene Ontology annotation, molecular function: protein binding. Gene Ontology annotation, cellular component: site of double-strand break; nucleus. The record is from RefSeq and is a predicted model, not a curated record. Lineage: Eukaryota; Fungi; Basidiomycota; Agaricomycetes; Boletales; Suillaceae. Gene Ontology annotation, biological process: regulation of DNA double-strand break processing. The coding region runs from base 1 to 1788 and encodes 595 amino acids.